UACAUUAUUCAAAAACAAGAGCACGGGUUCGAUCCCAAAUGGCGACAAGUUUUCAUCUUCUUCUUCCCCCUCUCUGUUUCCUGCUCUGCACUGUUCUUCUCGCCGCCAUAGCCACAGAAGCUCAAGUUCCUGCAAAUGCCACCUUCCAUUUCGUAAACCAAGGCGAAUUCGGCGACCGAAUCAUUGAAUACGACGCCAGCUACCGCGUAAUUCGAAACCACGUGUACACCUUCUACACAUUCCCCUUCCGCCUCUGUUUUUACAACACCACCCCUGAUUCCUUCAUUUUCGCCAUUAGAGCUGGAAUCCCCAACGACGAGAGCUUAAUGCGAUGGGUUUGGGACGCCAAUCGCAACGACCCAGUUCGUGAAAACGCCACCCUCACCUUUGGCCGCGACGGAAACUUCGUCCUAGCCGACGUCGACGGCCGUGUCGUCUGGCAAACCAACACCAAAAACAGAGGAGUCACCGGCAUCAAAAUGCUCCCUAAUGGAAACUUAAUCCUCCAUGACAAGAACGGGAAAUUCAUCUGGCAGAGCUUUGAUUACCCUACUGAUACUCUGUUAGUCGGUCAAUCGAUUCGAAUCGGCGGCCGGAAUAAAUUAAUUAGCCGGAAAUCCGAAAUCGACGGCUCUGAUGGCCCUUACAGCCUUGUUCUAGAUCGAACAGGGCUCACAAUGUUUCUUUCCCACGACGGUCAGCUUUUAACCUACGGCGGUUGGCCGGGGACGGAUCAUGGAAGCAGAGUAACAUUCGCCGCCGAACCAGAGAAUGACAACGCCACCGCGUACGAGCUUCUUCUUUUAGUAAAUCAGGACACCCCACGGCGGCGAUUGUUACAAGUCCGACCAAUUGGAAGCGGCGGAGCGUUGAAUUUGAACAAAUUGAACUACAAUGCGACGUACUCGUUUCUCCGGCUAAGUCACGACGGGAAUUUGAAGGCAUUCACGUACUACGAUAAAGUGAGUUACUUGAAAUGGGAAGAGAGCUUUGCGUUUUUUUCGAGCUAUUUCAUAAGGGAAUGUGCUCUGCCGAGCAAAUGUGGAGCUUAUGGGUACUGCAACAGGGGAAUGUGUGUGGCGUGUCCGAGCCCAAAAGGGCUUUUGGGGUGGAGCGAGAGCUGUGCGCCGCCGAAGACGCCGCCGUGCAGCGGCGGAAAAGGGAAAUUUGGGUACUAUAAGAUAGUGGGGGUGGAGCAUUUUUUGAACCCGUACAAGGAGGACGGGGAAGGGCCGAUUAAGGUGGGGGAUUGCAGAGCCAAAUGUGAUAGAGAUUGUAAGUGUUCAGGGUUUAUCUAUAAGGAGUAUAGCUCAAAAUGCUUGAGGGUUCCAUUGUUGGGAACUUUGAUUAAGGAUGUUAAUUCGUCCUCGGUGGGUUAUAUUAAGUAUUCGAUUUAGGGGACAGACAUGGAGCUCGAGUCCCGUUGAACUAUGUUUAAGUUUCAAUAUUGUAAGAAUAAAAGAGUUCUUUUUUAAUAAAGAAUUGCUUGUCUUGUUCAAAUUUAA
Cucurbita moschata (crookneck pumpkin) is the source of this 1505-nucleotide messenger RNA. RefSeq names its product EP1-like glycoprotein 2. NCBI's taxonomy places the organism in Eukaryota, Viridiplantae, Streptophyta, Magnoliopsida, Cucurbitales, Cucurbitaceae. The record is from RefSeq and is a predicted model, not a curated record. Bases 39 to 1397 code for a protein of 452 amino acids. The transcript has a single exon.